GUUGAUUGUUUGCUCCAGGGUACCCCUAAGAUACCUGCAUUUACACAGAAAGGGGAUUACAUUAUUGGGGGUUCUUUCCACAUGCAUUACUACUUGAAAACAGUGGAGAAAAACUACACCAGCCUUCCAGAGCCUCUAAAAUGCACAGGAAGCAUGGACACCCGGGAACUGCGCUUCUCGCGUGCAAUGGCCUUUGCCAUCGACGAGAUCAAUAACAGCACAGAUCUUCUGCCGGGGGUGGCGCUUGGUUACAAAAUCCAUGAUUCGUGCUCCUCUGCGCCCAUGGCCGUGCAGGGGGCCUUCCAGUUUACUAAUGACCCGUUUUUGUAUAAAAACAGUAAAAAGUGUUCGCCAAUGGGAAGGGUGUUGGCUGUUAUUGGUGAUACUGGAUCAACGACAUCUAUCAGCCUUUCAAGAAUCAUCGGGCCUUUUGGAAUUUCACAAGUUAGUCACUUUGCUACAUGUGCAUGUUUGUCUGACAAGACACAAUACCCAACCUUUUUUAGAACCAUCCCCAGUGAUCAGUUCCAGGCCGAUGCGCUUGCCAAACUUGUGAAAAAUUUUGGUUGGACUUGGAUUGGCGUUGUCCGGUCUAGAUCAGACUAUGGCAACAAUGGGAUGGCGUCCUUUUUACAAGCAGCGCAGAAAGAGGGUAUUUGUGUGGAAUACUCAGAAUCAAUCACUAAAUAUGAUCCACAGAGCAAGAUUCAACAGGUGGCUGAAGUGAUUCGCAGGUCCACAGCCAUGGUUGUCGUGGCAUUUACAGCUCCAGGAGACUUGUGGGUUCUGCUUGAGGAGCUGACCGUACAUCCCUCUCCUCCUCGCCAAUGGAUUGGCAGUGAAGCCUGGGUAACCCAUCCGGAGGUUCUAAGAUUUCCCCUUUGUGCAGGAGCUAUUGGAUUUGCUAUUCCGCAAUCUAACAUACCAGGCUUUAGAGAAUACCUUCUCGAUCUUUCUCCUGCUAAGGUGGCUGCUUCACACGUGCUCACAGAGUUCUGGGAGGGUGCAUUUAACUGUCUCCUAGAAAAACGCACUGGCUCAGUGAACAGAGUGUGUGAUGGAACUGAAGAUAUACAAAAGCUCCAGAACCCAUUCACUGACACCUCUCAGCUCAGAAUCACAAACAUGGUGUACAAAGCUGUUUAUGCAGUAGCACACGCUAUACACAAUAUUGUCUGUAAGGAGAUAAACUCCAAAAUACAAUGUGACCAAUUCAUGAAAAUAGAGCCAGUGCAGGUCCUUGAUCAGUUGAAACGGGUGAAUUUCACUCGUAAUGGUUACCACGUCUCAUUUGAUGCCAAUGGUGACCCUGUGGCCUUCUAUGAGCUGAUUAACUGGAAGAGAAAUGAGAACGGUGGUCUGGAGUUUGUAACCGUGGGACAUUAUGAUGAGUCCCUUUCUCCUGGCCAGAAGUUCAAUAUCGAAAGGGAAAUCAGUUGGGCAGAUGGUGGCAUACAGGUGCCUGUGUCCGUAUGCAGUGACAGCUGUCGACCGGGAACACGCAAGGUUCUCCAGAAGGGAAAGCCGAUAUGCUGCUAUGACUGUGCACCAUGUGCUGAAGGAGAGAUAAGCAAUACUACCGAUUCCUCUGACUGUUCCCCAUGUCCCAAGGAGUUCUGGCCCAAUGCAGAGAAGAACUUCUGUCGUCCCAAGCUUGUUGAGUUUCUUUCCUUUAAUGAGAUCUUGGGAAUUAUUUUGUCAGCAUUCUCUAUAGCAGGAGCCUGUUUGACCAUCGUAACAGCCGUAGUGUUAUUCAAGCACAGAUAUACUCCAGUAGUUAGAGCUAACAACUCUGAGCUGAGCUUCCUGCUGCUCUUCUCCUUGACUCUGUGUUUCCUGUGUUCUCUGACCUUCAUUGGCCGUCCCUCAGACUGGUCCUGCAUGCUUCGCCACACAGCUUUUGGGAUCACCUUUGUCCUCUGUAUCUCUUGUGUUCUGGGCAAGACUAUAGUAGUGUUAAUGGCAUUUAAAGCUACAAUUCCAGGUAGCAAUGUAGCCAAAUGGUUUGGCUGUAAACAACAGAGAAUGACUGUAAUAUCUUUCACAUUUGUUCAAGUUCUGAUAUGCAUUAUUUGGUUGAUUCUGAAGCCUCCUUUCUCCAUUAGAAACCUGACCACCUACAAUGAGAAAAUCAUUCUAGAAUGUGCAUUAGGCUCAGCAUUAGGUUUCUGGGCUGUGCUUGGGUACAUUGGGCUCCUUGCUGUAUUUUGUUUUGUGUUAGCUGUUUUAGCCCGAAAACUACCUGACAAUUUUAAUGAAGCUAAGCUUAUCACAUUUAGUAUGCUCAUAUUCUGUGCUGUUUGGAUCUCUUUUAUCCCAGCUUAUAUCAGUUCUCCAGGGAAGUUCACUGUAGCUGUGGAGGUCUUUGCAAUAUUGGCUUCUAGUUUUGGAUUAAUUUUCUGUAUAUUCCUUCCAAAAUGUUUUAUUAUUAUAUUCAGGCCAGAGAAAAACACCAAGAAACAUUUAAUGGGUAAAAAUUAA
Molecule: messenger RNA, 2481 nt
Organism: Gadus morhua (Atlantic cod)
Lineage: Eukaryota; Metazoa; Chordata; Actinopteri; Gadiformes; Gadidae
Product: extracellular calcium-sensing receptor-like
Exons: 8
Coding region: 82-2481 (799 amino acids)
Biological process (GO): G protein-coupled receptor signaling pathway
Cellular component (GO): plasma membrane
Molecular function (GO): G protein-coupled receptor activity
Source: RefSeq, a predicted model, not a curated record